Molecule: messenger RNA, 1219 nt
Organism: Saitoella complicata NRRL Y-17804
Lineage: Eukaryota; Fungi; Ascomycota; Saitoellomycetes; Saitoellales; Saitoellaceae
Product: mitogen-activated protein kinase HOG1
Exons: 4
Coding region: 118-1200 (360 amino acids)
Biological process (GO): osmosensory signaling pathway; stress-activated MAPK cascade; protein phosphorylation
Cellular component (GO): nucleus; cytoplasm
Molecular function (GO): ATP binding; MAP kinase activity
Source: RefSeq, a predicted model, not a curated record
CGAGCAGUGUCUAGAGAGGGUCACGCACGAAAGAACCUCUCCACCAACAACCCAACCCACCAACAAGAGACUCCCCCUUCGUUUCUUCUUUCUUACGACUACGAGUACGAUACUACAAUGGCUGAGUUUAUCCGAGCGCAGAUCUUUGGAACGUGUUUUGAGAUUACGAGUCGCUACGUCGACCUCCAACCCGUCGGCAUGGGUGCCUUCGGUCUCGUCUGCUCCGCCAAAGACCAACUAACAAACCAACCCGUCGCCAUCAAAAAGAUCAUGAAGCCCUUCUCCACCCCCGUCCUCUCCAAACGCACCUACCGCGAACUCAAACUUCUCAAACACCUCCAACACGAAAACAUCAUCUCCCUCUCCGACAUCUUCAUUUCCCCUCUCGAGGACAUUUACUUCGUCACUGAGUUGUUGGGAACGGAUUUGCAUCGGUUGUUGACGAGUCGGCCGUUGGAGAAGCAGUUUAUACAGUACUUCCUGUAUCAGAUCUUGAGGGGGUUGAAGUAUGUGCAUUCGGCGGGUGUUGUGCAUCGGGAUUUGAAGCCCAGUAAUAUUUUGGUGAACGAGAACUGUGAUUUGAAGAUCUGUGACUUUGGUCUUGCCCGAAUCCAGGACCCCCAAAUGACCGGUUACGUCUCCACUCGUUACUACCGCGCUCCCGAAAUCAUGCUCACCUGGCAAAAAUACGACGUCGAAGUCGACAUCUGGUCCGCUGGAUGUAUCUUCGCCGAGAUGCUGGAGGGCAAGCCUUUGUUCCCUGGUAAGGACCACGUCAACCAGUUCUCGAUCAUUACCGAGUUGCUUGGUACCCCGCCGGAUGAUGUUAUUCAGACGAUUUGCUCGGAGAACACUUUGAGAUUCGUUCAAUCUCUGCCAAAGCGCGAACGCGUCCCCUUCUCCCAAAAAUUCCGCAACGCAGACCCCCUCGCCAUCGACCUCCUCGAAAAGAUGCUCGUCUUCGACCCCCGCAAGCGUAUCUCUGCCGCUGAAGCCUUGGCGCACGAGUACCUCGCUCCCUACCAUGACCCCACUGACGAGCCCGCCGCGGAACAGAAAUUCGACUGGAGCUUCAACGAUGCGGAUUUGCCGGUUGAUACAUGGAAGGUCAUGAUGUACUCGGAGAUUUUGGAUUUCCAUAAUGUGGAUCAGACUGUUGAGGAGGGUGAGGCUUCUGGGCAGUUGGCUGGGCCGCAGUAAGCGCUGCUCAAAGUAGAAU